CUCAACAAGCUGAUGGCCAACCUCAAGACCACUCACCCCCACUUCGUGCGCUGCCUCGUCCCCAACGAGCGCAAGGCUCCGGGGGUGAUGGACAACCCCCUGGUCAUGCACCAGCUGCGCUGCAACGGAGUCCUGGAGGGGAUCCGCAUCUGCCGCAAAGGCUUCCCCAACCGCAUCCUCUACGGAGACUUCCGCCAGAGGUACCGCAUCCUGAACCCCGCGGCCAUCCCCGAGGGGCAGUUCAUCGACAGCCGCAAGGGCGCCGAGAAGCUGCUGGGCUCCAUCGACAUCGACCACAACCAGUACAAGUUUGGGCACACCAAGGUCUUCUUCAAGGCUGGGCUGCUGGGGCUGCUGGAGGAGAUGAGGGACGAGAGGCUGUCCCGGAUCAUCACCAGGAUCCAGGCCCAGGCCCGGGGCCAGCUGAUGCGCAUCGAGUUCAAGAAGAUCCUGGAGCGCCGGGACGCUCUGCUGGUGAUCCAGUGGAACAUCAGAGCCUUCAUGGGGGUGAAGAACUGGCCCUGGAUGAAGCUCUACUUCAAGAUCAAACCCUUGCUGAAGAGCGCCGAGACCGAGAAGGAGAUGCAGAACAUGAAGGAGGAGUUUGGGAGGCUGAAGGAGGCCCUGGAGAAGUCGGAGGCGCGGCGGAAGGAGCUGGAAGAGAAGAUGGUGUCCAUGCUGCAGGAGAAGAAUGACCUCCAGCUCCAAGUGCAGGCUGAGCAGGACAACCUGAACGACGCCGAGGAGCGCUGCGACCAGCUGAUCAAGAACAAGAUCCAGCUGGAGGCCAAGGUGAAGGAGCUGACAGAGAGGCUGGAGGAUGAGGAGGAGAUGAAUGCUGAGCUGACAGCCAAGAAGAGGAAGCUGGAGGAUGAGUGCUCAGAGCUCAAGAAGGACAUCGACGACCUCGAGCUGACCCUGGCCAAGGUGGAGAAGGAGAAACAUGCAACUGAGAACAAGGUCAAGAACCUGACAGAGGAGAUGGCUGGGCUGGAUGAGAACAUUGCCAAGCUGACCAAGGAGAAGAAGGCCCUGCAGGAAGCCCACCAGCAAACCUUGGAUGACCUGCAGGCAGAAGAGGACAAGGUCAACACCUUGACCAAGGCCAAAGUCAAGCUGGAGCAGCAGACAGACGAUCUUGAAGGCUCCCUGGAACAGGAGAAGAAGAUCAGGAUGGACCUGGAAAGGGCCAAGAGGAAGCUGGAAGGCGACUUGAAGCUGUCCCAGGAGAACAUCAUGGACCUGGAGAAUGACAAGCAGCAGCUGGAGGAGAAGCUGAAAAAGAAAGAGUUUGAGAUCCACCAGCAGAACAGCAAGAUCGAGGACGAGCAGGCCCUGGCCCUGCAGCUCCAGAAGAAGCUGAAGGAGCUGCAGGCCAGGAUCGAGGAGCUGGAGGAGGAGCUGGAGGCCGAGCGCACAGGCAGGGCCAAGGUGGAGAAGCUGCGCUCGGAGCUCUCCAGGGAGCUGGAGGAGAUCAGCGAGCGGCUGGAGGAGGCCGGCGGAGCCACCUCGGUGCAGCUGGAGCUCAACAAGAAGAGGGAGGCCGAGUUCCAGAAGAUGAGGAGGGACCUGGAGGAGGCCACCCUGCAGCACGAGGCCACCGCCGCCGCCCUGCGCAAGAAGCACGCCGACAGCGUGGCCGAGCUGGGCGAGCAGCUGGACAACCUCCAGAGGGUCAAGCAGAAGCUGGAGAAGGAGAAGAGCGAACUCAAGCUGGAGCUGGACGACCUCAGCGCCAACAUGGAGCAGCUGAUCAAGGCCAAGGUGGGGAUGGAGAAGGUCUCUCGCACCAUGGAGGACCAAGCAGCGGAGCACAGAGCCAAGCUGGAGGAGACCCAGAGAGUGCUCAACGACACCAACACCCAGCGGGCCAAGCUGCAGACUGAGAACGGGGAGCUGAGUCGCCAGCUGGAGGAGAAGGAGGCUCUCAUCUCGCAGCUCACCAGGGGCAAGCAGUCCUACACCCAGCAGAUGGAGGACCUGAAGAGGCAGCUGGAGGAGGAGAUAAAGGCCAAGAACGCCCUGGCCCACGCCCUGCAGUCUGCCCGGCACGACUGCGACCUGCUGCGGGAGCAGUACGAGGAGGAGACCGAGGCCAAGGCCGAGCUCCAGCGCUCCCUCUCCAAGGCCAACUCCGAGGUGGCUCAGUGGAGGACCAAGUACGAGACCGACGCCAUCCAGCGCACCGAGGAGCUGGAGGAGGCCAAGAAGAAGCUGGCCCAGAGGCUGCAGGAGGCCGAGGAGGCCGUGGAGGCUGUCAAUGCCAAGUGCUCCUCCCUGGAGAAGACCAAACACAGGCUGCAGAACGAGAUCGAGGACCUCAUGGCCGACGUGGAGAGGUCCAACGCUGCUGCUGCUGCCCUGGACAAGAAGCAGAGGAACUUCGACAAGGUGGUGGCUGAGUGGAAGCAGAAGUUCGAGGAGUCGCAGACGGAGCUGGAGGCCUCGCAGAAGGAGGCCAGGGGCCUCAGCACAGAGCUCUUCAAGCUGAAGAAUGCCUACGAGGAGUCCCUGGAGCACCUGGAGACCUUCAAGAGGGAGAACAAGAACCUCCAAGAGGAGAUCUCAGACCUGACUGAGCAGCUGGGUGCCAGCCACAAGACCAUCCACGAGCUGGAGAAGGUUCGCAAGCAGCUGGACGCCGAGAAGCUGGAGCUCCAAGCUGCCCUGGAGGAGGCUGAGGCCUCGCUGGAGCACGAGGAAGGGAAGAUCCUGAGGGCGCAGCUGGAGUUCAACCAGGCGAAGGCGGAGCAGGAGCGGAAGCUGGCGGAGAAGGAGGAGGAGAUGGAGCAGGCCAAGCGCAACCACCUGCGGGUGGUGGACUCCCUGCAGGCCUCGCUGGACGCCGAGACCAGGAGCCGCAACGAGGCCCUGAGGCUGAAGAAGAAGAUGGAAGGGGACCUGAACGAGAUGGAGAUCCAGCUGGGCCACGCGCACCGCGCCGCCGCCGAGGCCCAGAAGCAGCUCAAGGGCCUGCAGGGGCUGCUCAAGGACACCCAGCUGCAGCUGGACGAUGUGGUGAGGGUGAAUGAGGACCUGAAGGAGAACAUGGCCAUGGUGGAGAGGAGGAACAACCUGCUGCAGGCCGAGCUGCAGGAGCUGCGCGCGGUGGUGGAGCAGACCGAGAGGGCUCGGAAGCUGGCAGAGCAGGAGCUGAUCGAGGCCAGUGAGAGGGUCCAGCUGCUCCACUCCCAGAACACCAGCCUCAUCAACCAGAAGAAGAAGAUGGAGGCUGACAUCUCCCAGCUGCAGACAGAGGUGGAGGAGGCUGUCCAGGAGUGCAGGAACGCCGAGGAGAAGGCCAAGAAGGCCAUCACCGACGCGGCGAUGAUGGCAGAGGAGCUGAAGAAGGAGCAGGACACCAGCGCCCACCUGGAGAGGAUGAGGAAGAACAUGGAGCAGACCAUCAAGGACCUGCAGCUGCGGCUGGACGAGGCGGAGCAGCUGGCCCUCAAGGGGGGCAAGAAGCAGCUGCAGAAGCUGGAGGGCAGGGUGAGGGAGCUGGAGGCCGAGCUGGAGGCCGAGCAGAAGCGCAACGCCGAGAGCGUCAAGGGGCUGCGCAAGGCCGAGCGCAGGGUCAAGGAGCUCAGCUACCAGACGGAGGAGGACAAAAAGAACCUCCUGAGGCUGCAGGAGUUGGUGGACAAGCUGCAGAUGAAAGUCAAAGCCUACAAGCGGCAGGCGGAGGAGGCGGAGGAGCAGGCCAACACCAACCUGGCCAAGUUCCGGAAGGCUCAGCACGAGCUGGAUGAGGCCGAGGAGAGAGCUGACAUCGCCGAGUCCCAGGUCAACAAACUGCGAGCCAGGAGCAGAGACAUCGGCGCCAAGAAGCUUCACGAUGAAGAAUGA
Molecule: messenger RNA, 3849 nt
Organism: Dryobates pubescens (Downy woodpecker)
Lineage: Eukaryota; Metazoa; Chordata; Aves; Piciformes; Picidae
Product: myosin-6
Exons: 24
Coding region: 13-3849 (1278 amino acids)
Cellular component (GO): myosin complex
Molecular function (GO): ATP binding; cytoskeletal motor activity; protein binding
Source: RefSeq, a predicted model, not a curated record